Molecule: messenger RNA, 1678 nt
Organism: Dendrobium catenatum
Lineage: Eukaryota; Viridiplantae; Streptophyta; Magnoliopsida; Asparagales; Orchidaceae
Product: C2 domain-containing protein At1g53590
Exons: 5
Coding region: 249-626 (125 amino acids)
Source: RefSeq, a predicted model, not a curated record
AUAAUAAUAAAUAAUAUAAGUAAUUAGAAUUAUUAUAAUUAUAAUUAACGAUUAACUAAUCAUUAAUUAACAAAACCAAUAGAAUGAAAUGACAGUAGUUUUACCUACUGUAUUGAGUUGAGAUCGGGUCGGGUAUAGGGUUACUUGGGUUCGGUUAGGUAUAUGAGAAUGGGAAGAGGAAUUGGCUUAGGAAGAAUAGAGAAAGGGAUCGGGUGAGAGGCGUCAAAUGGGGUUUGGCCAGAGUUAGGAUGCUCGCGAGCUUCAGUUCGACGGGAGGAAAGAGAUACGAGAUCUGGAGGAGUUUGGAUGGGGAAGCUAGAGCAGAGGUCAGGCUAGAAUCAUGGUUCUCCAUCCAUGAGACACCUCCAAUAGCAUAUGUGAAAUUGGAGAUCAUAGAAGCAACUGAUAUGAAGCCAUCAGAUCUAAAUGGACUUGCUGACCCUUAUGUGAAAGUCAAUCUUGGUACUACUAAACUCCAAACAAAUAUUCAAAGAAAAACCCUAUCUCCAAAAUGGUUUGAGGAGUUCAAGAUCCCUAUCUCAUCAUGGGACAGACCAAACCAUUGUUUCUUGAAGUUAUUGACAAGGAUCACAUUUUCGAUGACAUGCUUGGAGUGUGUUCUGUAAACAUCAGUAAAUUAAGGGGUGGACAAUGAUAAAGGGUUGAAUCUGGGGAACAUAAAAAUGGGAAAGCUACAUUUGGCUAUCACUGUAUGUGAAGAUGAGAUGGAAUUAUCAACACCCAAACCAAACACAAAUGUAAAAAACAAGUCUGAAUCAUUUGAAGAACAUCACUCUGCCAUUGAGGAAUUUGAACCCAUCAACAUAGAAGGGCAAGACAAAACAGGAGUAUGGAUACACCGACCUGGAAAAGAAGUUUGCCAAACAUGGGAGCAUAGAAAAGGACGCUCGCAACGUGUGGCUUAGACUGAACUGCUGCCAGAUGGCAACGAAGUUGCCGACAGCACAAGCUCAGAAGCAUCUGGAACUCAAGGUACUGAUGAAAAUAUAGAUGUAAAGAGAUUUCGCCGACAUGGUACAAUAGGGCGGGGACUCCAGAAGCUUGGUUCUUUGUUCCAGAGGUACCCAAAGCAACAAAAUUCAAGUGAGGAAGAGGAAGUUAUUCCAGCUCCACGUUCCAAUAUCAGGGAACUUUACAGUGAGGGGACAGCAGUAAAGUUUAUAAUUGAUGAUAAUCUUAUUGUUGAAACUAGAGAUCACAACAUUAGCCCAGGGAAGAUUGUAAUGGAAAGUCAAGAAAACAAGGCUACAAUGAAGAGCAAAUCCGAGGAAAUUGUUGCAGCUUCUGAGAAGGAUUCUACUCGAUCCAAGCCAAAUCAAACACUGUUGGGGAAAAGUUCAUUGAAUGAUUUCUUACUUUCUGAUGAAGGGUCAAGUAUAAAUGUUUCUCCCUCAAAGAUGAAUUCUAAAUUCUGAGAAGGAUAUUAGGAAAUAAUCUAUCAAUGGAGUAGAAAAUGCAACAGUAACGAUUUAGAUAAAGUGAUGUAAUUAGCACUAAAGUUGGUGUGCUCUUGUUAAUAUUUGUAUGUUUUUUUUUUCUUGGCAUACUCAUGUAGUGACCUUUUCUGUUGUACAUCAGCUUAUUAAGAUUGUGAAUACUAUUCAUUCAAAAUCUGAGUACAAAUACAAAAUUUGUGAUUGUAUAUCACAUUCUUCAA